AUUUUAGAGCGUCUGUAGGGAUUUCAUGGAAAUCAGAGCAGCGAUCUUAUCUGUGAUAUGUCACAUGAUUCUAUCAGAAUCAGCUGAUCCGAAGAAGAAGACGACAGAAUACAUCGGAUGUUACAAACAUAAUAGCACAACGUUUAGAUGGGAGAAUACAAGCGUCGUGAUUAAUGUUAACUUUACAACAGAUGUAUAUCAGGAAUGUCAAAGUAAAGCAAGAGUGCAAGGACACCAUGUAGCUCAGUUUGAGUUCGACGAACAUCAACAACUAUCGAUCAGGUGCAAACCUGAAACUAAGAUCAACAUAUAUGAAGCUCUGCUCUUCGAUCUUACUCCUGAAUGCUUUGGUAAAGAAAUUGAAAACGUUACAACGUCAAUUUACAACAUGUGUUCCGCUGCGGAACAGUGUCAAAUAUACGACCUUAUAGAAGCAGACUACAAUGUUGCAGAUGGCUGUUACUACGAAAGGCUGAAUAUUACUUUUGGUUGUAUGAACGACAGAUUGAUCAAGUUAACUAGAUUGACCAGAGGUACUGAUGAUCUGAAUCCUUUUGAUAUAAUAUUAUUAGCGUGCAGUCCUCUUUUGACGGUGUGUUGUGUAUGCACAUGUUAUUAUGUUAAUAAGGAGGACGAGGAGGACACCAACUCAACAGCUGCAACCAGUGGUACCCACUCAUCACCUGCAACCAGUGGCACCUGGAGCACCUACUCAUACCCAUUACCUGCAACCAGAGGUACCUACUCAUCACCUGCAACCGGUGGUACCCACUCAUCACCUGCAACCGGUGGUACCCACUCAUCACCUGCAACCGGUGAAACCCACUCAUCACCUGCAACCGGUGGUACCCACUCAUCACCUGCAACCGGUGGUACCCACUCAUCACCUGCAACCGGUGGUACCCACUCAUCACCUGCAACCGGUGGUACCCACUCAUCACCUGCAACCGGAGGUACUUACCCAUCACCUGCAACCAGAGGUACCUAUUCAUCAUCAUCAACCGGAGGUACCCACUCAUCACCUGCAACCGGUGGCACCUACCCACCUGCCGCAACCGGUGGAAUCUACCCACCACACGGAACCGUUGGAGCUAAGAUAUCUACCUUAUCUGACCACUCUCCGCCAAGUUACAAUGAUGUCAUUGACCUCCCACGGCUCCCACCGCCAAGUUACAAUGAUGUCACCACAAGUGGUGGAGGAACUACUCUACCAAUGACGGCUGGUUUGCAAAAACAUCCUCAUCAGUAAACAAGAUCAACUAGUGUUGACCCAGUUAAAUAGAUGACUUACCUCACCAAAUUGAGGUGAUAGAAAACAGUUACGGAGUACGGACUAACGGACUUAAUUAAA
Bolinopsis microptera is the source of this 1351-nucleotide messenger RNA. RefSeq lists its product as uncharacterized. Lineage: Eukaryota; Metazoa; Ctenophora; Tentaculata; Lobata; Bolinopsidae. The transcript is spliced from 3 exons. Bases 26 to 1249 code for a protein of 407 amino acids. The record is from RefSeq and is a predicted model, not a curated record.